CCAGAUUUGGUCAUCAACGCCUAAAAACCCAAGCCAAAGCCCUACCCCUCUCACUCUCUAGUCAACAAGCACACCAUGGCCGCCUUCGCCGCCAGAUCAGCCUUUCGCUCGGCCGCGCGCAGCGCCUCCGCGACUAUAUCCGCCGGCGUCAAGCCUAGGGCCGCUCCCUCUCCAUUUCGCGUCCCAUCGCAAAGGCUCUCCGCUCGCAUUUUCAGGUCUCCCGUUGAGAUGAGUUGUGUUAGCGUAAUGUCGAUGUUGCCGCACCACACCGCCACCGCCUCCGCCGUCCUAAAUUCUAUGCUAUCCGUCGCGCCUCGCGGCCACGGUUGGAGCAUUGAAGGGUUAUGAUUCCUGCUCAUUGGCUGAUUUGAUGCUUGAAGGUUUUCUGAUUCUCUCUUUUUUGUUUAAGCUAUAAUAGUAUUGUAUAAGCCUCUGAGGAUAACUGGCACUUUAAACCACAGUCUUAAUCUCCCAAUUGUUGUUUUGCUUGUUUUCUAGCAGCAAAUGGCUAAACUAGUUUCUAUAAUUUCUUUAUGCUGUAUUGUAGAUCGGUGAUUGUUGAGAUGGGCAGCGUUUUGUGAUUGUUGUCAAUGGACAUGUAAUACUACUUCAAGGGACAUCAUUUCUGCUUCGUCGUUAAAGCUAUUCUUUUAUAAUCCUUGUAGUCGUCUUCUCCAUUCUCAGUCAUUCAUUAAUGUGCAAGAUGUAUAGUGGUACUCCUAAAUUUGUGUUUUCCCCGUCCUUCUUUGAAAAAAAUGUUUCGACAUAUGAUCUCACUUCGUAUCUAUAAUUCUUGUUUGAGGGGUUUGGAGCAUGUAUCAACUAACAGAUUGAAUGUAUUGUGACAUUAUUUCACCAUUA
Molecule: messenger RNA, 861 nt
Organism: Salvia splendens (bonfire salvia)
Lineage: Eukaryota; Viridiplantae; Streptophyta; Magnoliopsida; Lamiales; Lamiaceae
Product: protein NUCLEAR FUSION DEFECTIVE 6, mitochondrial
Exons: 3
Coding region: 76-348 (90 amino acids)
Cellular component (GO): mitochondrion
Source: RefSeq, a predicted model, not a curated record